Cercocebus atys (sooty mangabey) is the source of this 1659-nucleotide messenger RNA. RefSeq names its product maestro heat-like repeat family member 9 (gene MROH9). Gene Ontology annotation, cellular component: cytoplasm. The record is from RefSeq and is a predicted model, not a curated record. Lineage: Eukaryota; Metazoa; Chordata; Mammalia; Primates; Cercopithecidae.
CGGAUAUUAGAACAAAUAAGCCUACAAACGAUAAAAGUUACAGCCUCCAGUUUCCUUCUUCUGAUGUAGAAUUUCCACCCAAGGAGUUUCGACAAGACAAAAGCAAAAUUGCUCAGAGAGUAGGGCAAACCUUACUGCCUUCCCUGCUGACUGACUUUGUGUGGAGUCUCCUGAUGAAACUCUCUUCACCUGAUGAUAAAAUCGCAUCUGAUGCAGCAUCCAUACUGAAGUUUACUCUGGAAUUUCAUGCCGAGAAGGUCACCAGGGUGUCUAAGAUUGUGGAUACUAUUUAUAGGCAAUUGUGUGAUAACAAUUGUAUGAAGGAUGUUAUGUUGCGGGUUAUCACUUUGUUAUCACGUACUUCACCCAAGAAGGUCAUCUUUCAACUUAUGGACUACUCAGUUCCAGCAGGCGACACUCUGAUACAGAUGUGGCAGGCGGCGGGUUCUGAGGCAAGCGUGGCCCCUCAUGUGCUGAAGACAAUCUUAUUGAUACUGAAAGGAAAACCUGGGGAAAUGGAGGACACCCUAACGAAAGAAAAACGUCUCUCUCCUGAUGUUACCGACUUAAUGCCUUUGGCGGCAUCCCAGGCCCUGUACACCUUUCUGCCUCUUGGUUCCUACAGGAAAGCGGUGGCCCAGUUUUUCCCCCAGCUCUUGAUGACCCUUAUGUUCCAAGUCUUCUACAGCAAUGAGCUGAAACUGACACCAAGGAACAAUGCUUUAUAUGCUCAGGAUGCCCUGAGUCUCCGAUUGUCUGGACUGCACAGGUUGGGAAUAUUACUCUAAACGAGGGAAUUCUGGGACCCAUUAUCUGAAGAGCUGUUCUACUAUUAUGGUUUACUUUAUUGUAAAACUCUCAGUGAAUAUAACUUUCCACAGUUUCCGGAGACUCUGCGUUAUCUCUAUAAGCUCUCAGUAGAAGGUCCUAGAAGGUCAGAAGACCAUGUCAUCGUAGUAAUAUUCCUCACCGAACUUCUGAAUAACUACUUCAGGGACCCUUUCCCAGAAGAAUUUUUGGUCCUCUUCACAAACUGGAUCAAUGAUUCCAAUCCUAUAGUUAGCAAAGUGAUCCUUCAGAGAAUUGCCCAUAUGUCACCAGUUGUCAAUAAGAUAGAAAAUGUCAGCAGUAUAUUAAUAGCCAUCCUGGAUGCCUUCCUUUCCAAAGACGAUACUGUUGUACUUCGGGCCUUGAUCACCCUUAGAAGGCUUUUAGACAAACUGGACACAAUGACUUAUUCUUUGGGUACCAGAAUUGGUUCCAGCUACUGUCCUCUGAUGGAUCAUAUUAAUGGAGGCAUACGAAGUAUGGCAAUUCGACACUUUGGUGAAUUAGUUAGGGAUAUGAGACAGUAUACAUGGAUGCUGAAUGAUGUGAUUCUAGAAGGCUUGGUGCCUCUAAUCCUGUUUUUGGAGGAUGACGAGGAAAGAGUAGCUAAAGCAUGUAAAUAUACAUUAAAAAUCUGUACCUCACAAUUAAAGUGGUCAACAUCACGUUUGCUCGAAGAUGAAAAUUACAGUUUUGAGAUGGUGGUGCUCAAUAUCUGUAACAAUCUUAUUAUUUCUCAUAGGAACUACAUUACAGAUUUGAUAUCUGAUACCUUAGGAUUCCUGUGGAGCUCCAGAACAUAUCUUAAGAGGGCAUCGGUUAUUUUGAUAG